AUGUACGCUCGCCGUGUCGCGGUGCGAACGCCGCUCAGAUGCCUCACCACGCUCCCCCCCGCGGGUCGCAGCCUGGUCUUCAGCCGUGCCGGCGCGGUCGAGCCCGGCGUCGAGAUCAAGGACCUCGCGCAGAUUCGCGCCGGGCUCGACGCCCGCUACGACCAUCGCUACCGCCAGCCGUCGCGCCAGUGGAUCCAGCAAAACAUCCCGUCCGCCGCCGCGCCCCUGUACCGCCUGCUCGACGACGCCCCCGCCGCGUUGUCGCGUCGUGAAAAGGACCACAUCGUGUCGUCGCUCAGCGCGGCCGUCUACGACAAGGCCAGCCACACCUUCUACAUGCGCACUCCCGCGCUGCAGGCCGCGCCGCUGGCCGCGGGCGACCUGGUGCUUCUGCGCUCCAGCCCCAGCCAGCUCUCCAUGUGCGUCGAGGUCCCCACGGACGCGUCCGACCCGCGCUUCACCUUCGCCACCAUCGACGGCAGCCUGCAGUUCGCCUCCCGCAGCAUGGUGCUGCUGCGCAUCCCGUCGUUCUACACCCGCCCCGCGCCCCAUCUCAUCCAGCCAGAAACCGCGUCCCCCGGCGCCGCUCGCAUCGGCACCGUCAAAAACUCGCCCGACCGCACUUUCGUGUUGCCCAUCCUAGCGCGCCGCCUCCGCACCUCUUACAUCCCGUUCGAAGUCACCAAGGCCGCGUGGGACCAAAUGCCCGCCGUCACCCGCAAACUCGAGCUGCUGCACAGGUUCUUGCAGCGCUCCUCGGGCCCUUGGCAAGUGUCCAUUUUCACUCUGUGCGCGCUGGUGUCGCAUUUCGACCUCGCAAAGGCCAGAACCCUGCCGACCGAACACUACCUCGACGCGCUCUUCUCCAAAGUGGGCUUCAAAGAUAGCAUCCACUCGCUCGGCGGGCGCCACCUCCACCCGCAGCCACCCACCCGCGUCGACGCGGCGUGCUUCGUGGCCACCUUCUGGGCCCUGCUCCAGCAACAGGAGUACAACCUGUGGGGCAAAAUACAUACCCACUCCGCUUUACUGACCCCGAUCUCCGUCACAGUGCUUCCCCUCCAGUCACAGCACCUUUACUACGAAAAAACACUUCAGGCUUUGAAAAAGGACAACUAUCGCUCGCUGGAUGAGUUUGCCCACUUGGUCAACACCCACGAUUAUCAGCCAAUCCCGACUCGUUUCCCGGAAAUCGUCCAAUUGCUGCAAGACUACGCAGCUGGCAACUUCCACAACAACGGCGCCAUUGUCACGGUCACCUCUAAAAUCUUUCGCAGACUCGCAGGCUACCAAGACGAGGACGUGACCUCUGACCUGUGCCAUGAUCUUUUGAAAAAACUUAUUCCACAGACCAUCCCCAACCCGCUUUUGCUAAACAAGGAUCUUGCCCUUGCCACCUCCUCCGAGCGCACAUGCUUGGAGCAAAAAGUGUUCGACCUAUCCACGCCCAACCACAUCGACGACGCCCAGCUGAGGAAAGAUUUCGGAAAUCUCAAUGUAUAUUGUAUUGACUCCGACACGGCCCACGAAAUAGAUGACGGCAUUUCUAUCGAACAUCGAGGUGGCAAUCUCUACACAUUGCAUGUGCACAUUGCAGACCCAGCCUCGCUAUUCCAAAAGAUCACAGACGAUGCUGCCCGGGACGACGUGCUAGAUAUAGCCCUGGAAAGAGCAUUCACCACGUAUCUUCCGGACAUCGUGCAACCAAUGCUCCCAACCACCUUCUGUCGUGCCGCUGACAUGGGCAAUGACGGCGUGAAAACAAAGACAAUGUCCUUCUCGGUCAACGUUGAGUACAAGAAAUCAGGCGUCAGGGUUUUAGACCACACUUUCGAUGUAAAAUUGGGACUUGUGUCAAGAUUCCCAAAGGUGACCUAUUCUAAAGUCGAUCAGAUUUUAAGCGAUCCUUCAAACUCUACACGGGAGAAAAAAGAGUUGCAACAACUUUAUAAAAUCGCCAAAGGGUUAAGGCAAAAGAGAGUACGCGAGCAAAACGCCAUAAUUUUCGGUGAAGGGUUCAACAAAGGUCUGGUCAAAUUAAAUUCCGACAACGAUGGCGAACUGACGUGUGUUAGCUUUGAAGAUCAAACCGAAACGAGCUCUACCAUCCUAGUCUCAGAAAUGAUGAUCUUAGCUAAUACCCUCACCGGAAGGUUCUUCAAGACAAACGGCAUCCCAGGGAUAUAUCGUAGUUAUAAAGAACUUACGUUGAAAGAUACCGCAUUACAAGCUUACUCUUCAAUUCGAGAAAAGACAAAACUGGGUGAAUUCCCAACCAUCAGGGACAUAAAUAAAACCUCCUCUUUACUCAAUUCCAGUUUUUAUACUGGAAUUCCCACCCGGCACGAAAUGAUCGGUGCCCCCGAGUACUUAACCGUCACGUCUCCUUUACGCCGUUUCGCAGAUAUGGUCAACCAUUUUCAGCUCCAUCGAUAUCUCAGAAAUUUGCCCGCGUGCUUUACGCAAGAAGAAGUCGAUGGCCUUGCAUGGCAUAUCCAAUCAAGGGAUGUGAUACUUAGAACCGCAUCGAGAGCCUCCGCCACGUAUUGGACUUUGAAAUACCUAAAAGAAGAGCAGAAAAAAGACCCUUUACAAACUUACAAUGUGAUGGUCACAUCCGUCCCACAAAUGGGAACUGUAAGAUGUGUAUUUCCCACCCUCAACGCUGCCAGAGGUAUCUUAAAGCUCAACCCUAAAAAAGCCGCCUCUGUUGCCAUCGGAGACGAAAUUUCAGGAUGCAAAAUUACUAGGCUGCAUUGUUUAGAUGGAAUAAUGGAAUUGGAAAUGCCCUGA
This is a messenger RNA of Lachancea fermentati, 2793 nucleotides long. The record is from the annotation of a GenBank genome assembly. NCBI's taxonomy places the organism in Eukaryota, Fungi, Ascomycota, Saccharomycetes, Saccharomycetales, Saccharomycetaceae.